UAAAGAUGGAUUCAGAAAGAGCUAUUAAGCCUCAUGUAAUCCUAGUCCCAUUCCCUGCACAAGGUCAUAUAAACUCGUUUAUGCAAUUGGCCAAGCUUUUACACUCAAAAGGUUUCUACAUAACCUUUGUUAACACUGAGUUCAAUCACAACCGACUAGUUCGAUCCAAAGGACAGGAAGCUGUGAAAGGCUUGCCUGAUUUUCGCUUCGAAACAAUACCUGAAGGAUUGCCACCUUCUGAUAAAGAUGCUACUCAAGAUCCUGCGGCUUUGUGCGAUUCGAUCCGAAAGAAUUGCCUGGUUCCUUUUUUGGAGCUAUUAUUGUCUAAGCUCAAUUCUUCUUCUCAAGUGCCUAAAGUUAGCUGCAUAAUUUCAGAUGGUGUCAUGAGUUUUUGUAUUAAAGCAGGAGAAAUGUUAGGCAUACCUGCGGUUCAGUUCUGGACAGCCUCAGCCUGUGGUCUUAUGGGAUAUUUGCAAUAUGGUGAAUUUAUUAAGAGAGGGAUUAUUCCAUUAAUUAUUAUCAUUAUUAUUAUGUCCAUUUAUUAUUUCCCUUCUUCCACUUUUCUUUGUAUUUCAUGCAAUAUCUUAUUUGAUUACCUGAAAUCAGAAUCAGAAAACUGCUUAAAAGCUUCUGCAAUUAUCUUCAACACUUUCGAAGAGUUUGAACAUGAAGUGUUAGCUGCAAUUUCAGCCAAGUUUCCUCUCAUUUACUCAAUAGGCCCACUUACCUUGCUCGAAAGGCGCUUGCCGGAGACCGAACUCAAGUCGUUAAGGCCAAGUCUAUGGAAAGAAGACUCAAACUGUCUUGAAUGGCUAAAUAAAAGAGAGCCCAAUUCAGUUGUUUACGUGAAUUAUGGUUCUGUGACUGUAAUGACGGAGCAACACUUAAAAGAAUUUGCAUGGGGACUAGCAAAUAGUAAAUACCCAUUUUUGUGGAUUAUCAGACCUGAUGUUGUCAUGGGAAAUUCUGCAAUAUUACAUGAAGACUUUCUUGAAGAGAUUGCAGACAGAGGAUAUUUAGCAACUUGGUGUCCACAAGAUCAAGUACUUUCGCACCCAUCUAUUGCUGUUUUUUUAACUCAUUGUGGGUGGAAUUCUUCGAUGGAAAGUGUUUGCGGAGGCGUGCCUGUGAUUUGUUGGCCAUUUUUUGCGGAGCAACAAACAAAUUGUAGAUUUGCUUGUACUAGUUGGGGAUUGGCUUGGAAGUGAAUUGGCUUGGAAGUGAAUGGAGAUGUGAAGAGUUAUGAAAUUGAGGCUUUGCUUAAGGAAAUGAUGGAAAAUGAUAACGGCAAGAAAAUGAAACAAAAGGCUUUGGAAUGGAAGAGGAAAGCAGAGAAAGCUAUUGAUGCUGGUGGUUCUUCAUACAGUGAUUUUGAGAGAUUCAUGAAGGAUUUUCUACAUUUUGAUUAGUGAUAUAAGCGGGGUGGGUUUUCUUGGGUACUCAACCCACAAAAACCCAUUUAAAACAAGUUUGAAUAUUAAUUAAAUGGGUUUGGAAUAAGUAUGAAUAUCAAAUUAAUUAUUCACAGUAGAUUUGGGCUUC
This is a messenger RNA of Jatropha curcas, 1542 nucleotides long. The record is from RefSeq and is a predicted model, not a curated record. Lineage: Eukaryota; Viridiplantae; Streptophyta; Magnoliopsida; Malpighiales; Euphorbiaceae.